Molecule: messenger RNA, 1899 nt
Organism: Cottoperca gobio
Lineage: Eukaryota; Metazoa; Chordata; Actinopteri; Perciformes; Bovichtidae
Product: chitinase-3-like protein 1
Exons: 13
Coding region: 1-1899 (632 amino acids)
Biological process (GO): carbohydrate metabolic process
Cellular component (GO): extracellular region
Molecular function (GO): chitin binding
Source: RefSeq, a predicted model, not a curated record
AUGUGCAAGCUCACUGUAACUGCAGGUCUCUGUUUGAUCCUCGCUAGCUUGGCCUCUUCCUCCAGGCUAGUCUGUUACUAUAACAGCGAUGCUGAAAAUAGAGGAGACGCGGGGAAGUUCAUGGUUUCAGAUAUCGAUCCGAACAAAUGUACUCACCUGAUCUAUGCCUUUUCUGGUAUUAAUAACGCAAAUGAGCUGGUCCCCACCAAUGAAAAUGACAUAGCACACUAUCAGUCCUUUAAUACACUCAAGACCAGAAAUCAACUGCUCAAAACCCUGUUGGCGGUGGGUGGCUUGACCUUUAACACACAAAAAUUCACUACAAUGGUGGCGACAAUGCAAAGCAGAGAAAACUUCAUCCAGUCUGCUAUCACACUACUGAGGGACAAUGGGUUUGAUGGCCUAAACCUAGACUGGAGGAACCCCAGAGGAGCUGGAAGCACAUCAGAGGACAAGCAGAGAUUCACACUCCUGUGCAAGGAGCUCAAAGAGGCCUUUGUCGUUGAGGGAACAGCAACUAACCGUGACAGCUUAAUGGUUACUGCUAGUGUCUCUGCUGAGAAAGACACCAUCGAUUUCAGUUAUGAUGUCCCAAAGAUUGCAGAAAACCUGGAUUUCAUUAAUGUGCUGACAUUUGACUUUCACGGCCCCUGGGAAAGUGUCACAGGACAUCACAGCCCCUUGUACAAUGGAUCCCAGGACACUGGAAACCAAAGCUACUUUAACACUGAUUAUGCCAUGCAAUAUUGGCGGGACCAGGGAGCACCUACACAAAAACUAAAUUUGGGAUUAGCGGCAUACGGGCGAGCUUUUAACCUGACCACUGCAUCCAGUGACGUUGGAGCACCAGCCAAUGGUCCUGGUGAAGAAGGCUGCUACACUGGUGAAGAGGGAUUCUGGGCCUAUUAUGAGACUUGCCUUUAUCUUGAAGGGGUAACAACCCAGCUGAUUACUGAUCAGGGAGUUUCAUAUGCCACCACAGAAAAUCAGUGGGUUGGAAUUGACAACAAUAACAGCCUUGAUACUAAGGUCAGUUACCUAAAAAUGAACAACUUUGGAGGAGCCUUUGUCUGGUCUCUGGACCUGGAUGACUUCAGUGGACAGUUCUGUAAAAUGGGCACCAAUCCCUUCAUCUGCCACUUGCAUACUCUCCUGGUUCCAGGUUUUCCUGACCUGACUACUACAACUGCCCCUACUACAACCACAACAAUGCCCACGACCGCAACCACUCCCCCUACCACAGCAAUACCCACGACCACAACAAUUCCCCCUACCAAAACCACAACCAUGCCCACGACCACAACAACUCCAACCACGGCCGCUCCAACCACGGCCGCUCCAACCACGGCCACUCCUACCACAGUAGCUCCAACCACGGCCGCUCCAACCACGGCCACUCCUACCACAGUAGCUCCAACCACGGCCACUCCUACCACACAGCUCCAACCACGGCCGCUCCAACCACGGCAGCUCCUACCACAGCCGCUCCGACCACGGCCGCUCCGACCACGGCAGCUCCGACCACGGCCGCUCCUACCACGGCAGCUCCAACCACAGCAGCUCCUACCACACUCCAACCACAGCAGCUCCAACCACGGCAGCUCCAACCACGGCAGCUCCGACCACGGCAGCUCCGACCACGGCCGCUCCUACCACGGCAGCUCCAACCACGGCAGCUCCAACCACGGCAGCUCCAACCACGGCAACUCCUACCACAGCAGCUCCAACCACAGCCGCUCCAACCACAGCAGCUUCUACCACAGUAGCUCCAACCACAGUAGCUCCAACCACAGCAGCUCCUACCACAGCCACUCCGACCACAGCAGCUCCGACCACAGCAGCUCCAACCACAGCAGCUCCGACCACAGCAUCUCCAACCACAGCAGCUGCUGUUACUGA